AUGACAUUUAACGAACACAAUGCAGAGGACAGCUGCCUAAAAAACCAGCACGAAAAGCAGGCCAUACCCAUAACUAACCCCAGUGUCCCCCGUGGCGAUGCCGUCCCGGCCCCGGACGAUGCGGGCCUCGAGACCGGACGUGUAGCGCACCCCAGCGAGGCCAGCACCGACGACAGUGAACCGAGCCUCGAAUUCCCGGAGGGCGGACUCCAAGCCUGGCUUGUAGUCUUUGGAUCCUUUUGCGGAAUGUUUUCGAUCUACGGCCUCAUCAACACCUCUGCUGUUUUUGAGUCGUACUUUUCCGAGAACCAGCUUCGUGAUUACUCGUCUUCGCAGAUUGGCUGGAUCUUCAGUCUUUAUCUCUUCCUCGUCUUUCUUGUCGGUAUCCAAGUCGGACCUGUUUUUGACAAAUACGGUCCUCGACUUAUUGUUGCCUCUGGAGGCAUACUCAUCGCCGCAAGUUUAUUUAUCCUCAGCGUUUGCGAGGAAUUCUACCAGAUCCUUCUUUCAUACUCGGUUGUGGGUGGCCUUGGAGGCGCCCUUCUCAAUUCACCGUGCUAUGCGUCUAUUGGCCAUUGGUUCGACAAGAAACGAGGCUUUGCGACUGGAGUUGCAAUGACUGCGGGAUCAAUUGGCGGUAUCAUCUUUCCCAUCUUUCUACAGAAACUUCUCCCCAGCGUUGGCUUUGCAUGGACGACCCGUAUCCUGGGCUUCAUCAUCCUCGGACUCACCGUUCCCGCCACGCUCUUUAUGCGCUCGCGUCUCCCGCGAUCAAACAAGGUGUCAUCGGUCUGGCCAGACUUCAGUAUCUUCAAAGACCUGAAAUUUACAUUCUCUGCAUGCGGGAUCUUCUUUAUGGAAUGGGGACUCUUCGUGCCAUUGACGUACAUCGUGUCUUAUGCCGGACGACACUCUGGCGACGCCAACAGCUCUUACACCCUGAUUUCGAUCCUCAAUGCGGGUUCAUUGCUUGGUCGUUUUCUCCCCGGUCUCUUAGCCGACAAGAUCGGGCGGUUUAAUGUCAUUCUACUGACGCUUGGUCUCUGCAUCAUAUCCGCAUUUGCGCUGUGGUUGCCGGCUGGAGACUCCAAGGCUAUGAUCAUCGCAUUCGCUGUUGUGUUUGGUUUUGCAAGUGGUAGUAACCUUGGACUCACACCAGUUUGCGUAGGUCAGCUCUGCGAUCCUCGCGACUAUGGACGAUUCAUCUCGACGGCUUUUAUGGUAGCGAGCUUUGGAACCCUCAGCAGCUUGCCCAUUGCUGGCGCCAUUCUCGAGGCUGGCAACAAGGGUGACACUGGCUGGACUGCUCUCAUUGUGUUUGAUGGGCUGUCGUACGUGCUGGCACUCGCCUGUUUCCUUGCUGCCAGGGUGAUGGCUGUCGGCUGGGAUGUCAAGAGUGUCUACUAAGACGACUCGAUUGGAAAUGUCGCUCUUCCUUGGAGAUGCACGCGAUGAACUGAAAUGUCAUGCGAUGCAUUGUCCUCAAUUGGACGAGUAUGAGCGACAGGAAAUGGAUGGUCCGGUGAUGUAUUAUACCAGCCGAUAAUCUUUGCCGGGACCGAGGUAUCAACUGAUUUUGUUCAAGAUGCCUCCUCGGAGUUGUAUU
Molecule: messenger RNA, 1606 nt
Organism: Fusarium verticillioides 7600
Lineage: Eukaryota; Fungi; Ascomycota; Sordariomycetes; Hypocreales; Nectriaceae
Exons: 1
Coding region: 1-1407 (468 amino acids)
Biological process (GO): protein histidyl modification to diphthamide; transmembrane transport
Cellular component (GO): fungal-type vacuole membrane
Molecular function (GO): 2-(3-amino-3-carboxypropyl)histidine synthase activity; transmembrane transporter activity
Source: RefSeq, a predicted model, not a curated record